AUGGCAAAAACAGCCGCAAAGAAAGCCCCCACAAAGUCGCAAAUUUUGACGCACAUUGCCGAGACAACCGAUUUAUCCAAGAAGGACGUCGCCGCCGUGUUCGACGCGUUGGCCGACCUGAUUUCGAAGAACGUCGGAAGUCGUGGACCGGGUGCCUUCACGAUUCCAGGCUUGGUGAAGAUCACCAAGAAGAAGGUUCCUGCCCGUCCCGCGCAAAAGAACGUGCCCAACCCCUUUAAGCCGGGCGAGUUCAUGGAUCGCGCUGCACGACCGGCCUACAACAAAGUCACCGUGCGAGCGUUGAAAAACCUCAAAGACAUGGUGUAA
This is a messenger RNA of Cladocopium goreaui, 327 nucleotides long. NCBI's taxonomy places the organism in Eukaryota, Dinophyceae, Suessiales, Symbiodiniaceae. The record is from the annotation of a GenBank genome assembly.